UUUUUUGAAGGAAAAAAAAAGAGAGUAGGUGUUCGCAAUAUUGUUAAAUGAUGAUGUUUUACCUGAAUGUUUAAAAUUUUAUUAAGAACAUGCAUUGGUCAUCUAUAUAAACUAAGAAAGGUGCAGUAUUUAUUUGGCUUUGUUGAUUCAUAUAUGAGUUUUGUGCUAUCAUAUAUGAAUCGAUCAAUUUCUUUCUUCUCGUAUCACGAAAAUAGGUUCAUUUCAUAUUCAUGUGUCUGCAGGAGUCUCUAUGACAGUAAUAAUGAAAUGCAAGAGAAUAAAAUAAAAUGCAUCACACACUAUUUUGAGAGGAUAUGCUCUUGUAUGCCUGUGGGUGUUGUCUCCUUUGAGCGUAAAGUACUUCCUUUGGAAAAUAGCUUUCCUUGUGUUUCUUAUCCAAAGGCUAAUUUUUGGAGCACAUCUUCUAUUCCUCUCUGUCGUUUCAAGGUUUACAGGUCUGGCUUGAUAGAAGAUCAAUCUUGUGAAGCUCUUGAAGUGGAUUUUGCUAACAAGUAUCUUGGAGGUGGUGCUCUUCACAGGGGUUGUGUACAGGUUUGCUUUCAUGGAAAAGAUGGACCCUUAUUCUGAUUAUCAAAUUAUUUGGUCAAUUAGAAUUGUUCUUGACUUGUACUACUAGCCUUGUUU
Messenger RNA from Camellia sinensis, 645 nucleotides. The record is from RefSeq and is a predicted model, not a curated record. Lineage: Eukaryota; Viridiplantae; Streptophyta; Magnoliopsida; Ericales; Theaceae.